Molecule: messenger RNA, 1890 nt
Organism: Danaus chrysippus (African queen)
Lineage: Eukaryota; Metazoa; Arthropoda; Insecta; Lepidoptera; Nymphalidae
Source: the annotation of a GenBank genome assembly
AUGUCGUAUAUCAAUGAACCAGUCUUAAACAUUAUAGUGGUUGGUUUCCAUCAUAAAAAAGGUUGCCAGGUGGAACAUUGUUAUCCAGAGUUAAUUCCUGGUCAUCCAUCUGAAUUGCCAGCAGCAUGGCGUUAUCUUCCAGCUUUAGCUCUACCAGAUGGCUCACAUAACUACUUAUCGGACACAAUAUUUUUCAGUUUACCCGGAUUGACUGAACCUGCUCACACUGUUUAUGGUAUAUCAUGUUUUCGACAAAUUCCCAUAGAGCAAGUUGCUCAGAAAACAGAAGAUAUGACAAGAAGUUCUGUCCAAAAGAGUGUCUGUGUUAUUUGCCGAGCUCCAUUGUUUGGUCGUCUGUCUGUAAAGAUGGAACUGGUGGUGAGAGCUUGGUUCCUCCAGGGUGACUUUUCCCAGACCAAGCUCUUAGAAGAUGCUUUUAAACAUCUUAAUAGUUGUCCUGUACAAAUUGAUCAGACUCUUGAAGGUUUAUCAGUGCAGAGGUUAGUGGAAAACUGGAGACAUAAAGCCUUGUUGUUGUUUAAACUGUUACUGUUACGUCAGAAGGUUCUUAUUUAUGGAUCUCCGGCUGGUUCACUGUCAGCUGCAUUGUUAACACUUGUCUCUCUUUUACCACAAUGUCUGGAAUAUGGAUUGUCUAAAUCUGCUAAUGUUGUUUUAUCCCGACCACUUUCACCAAUACCUACAGUGAUACCAGAAGAAAAAAUUACAGAAGACAGCAUUGAUGGCGCAUUAGAUGUUAUUGAGGAGGCAUUAAAUGGGACAAAUCAGCCAGAUGAUGAACUGUCUCCAAAAGAAACUGGAAAUUUGUUUGAGGAAAAGGACAGAGUCAGCCGUCAAAGUUUUGAUGAAUCUAUCCUAUCUGAUGUUGUUGAUAGACAAGAACUGUCUGCUGGGAGGGAGAAAUGUCACAGCAUAGGAGAAAAAUAUAAAGUACAGAAACCAAUGUCUGAAGCACAGCAAAGCCCUACAAUGGCUAGAGACAUGAGUGUUGAUGGCCUGUACAAUCUGACGGGACAAUUAGACCAAACUGAAUGUGGUUUUCCCUUGAGCUUGUUUGAGGAUGGCUACAUAUGUUUACCGUACUUGUCACUCCAAUAUUUGGAUCUGCUAUCAGACACAUCUGUGAAGGGUUUCGUGGUUGGUGCUUCGAAUGUUCUUUUUAAACAGAAGAGGCAGCUAUUUGAUGUUUUGGUCGAGUUGAACGAGAUGAGGAUAGAAACAGCUGACAUGAGCUUAAGACGUCAGCUGGUUCUCAGUACUGAAGAUCUUAGAUUUGCGGAUCACGUGGUCCGCCACGCCUCCUCCCAGGGUGACACGUGGAUACGGGAUCAAUUUGCUAGUUAUUUAAUAUACUUAUUACGAACUUCUUUAUUACCAGAAGGGAGCCGAGAGAUAGAAUCUUAUAAUGCUCAGUUCAUGACAGCCUUCAAAGCGACACCAGCCUACGACAAAUGGCUGAAAGCCACAAACAAUGCCAACAUAGAACCUUUUAUGAACCUGACUCCUAUGCAUCCGUUUUCUGGACAAUUAUCUGUUGCUGACAUGAAAUUAAAAUUAGCGCAUACAAUGUCGACUACGGAGGGCGGUCGUAAGGUGACGGCGGCGGUGGCGAGUACGGGCAGGGCUGUGGCGAGCACGUCGCGGGCCGUGGGCGGGGCGCUGUCACAUGCCCGCGGAGCGUUAUCGGGCUGGUGGAGCGCGCUCACGGCGCCCACCGAUCAGGACGUGGGCGACUUGGGCGACGUGAGCGAUGCAGUCGAAGCAGAUGAUGCCACGGGUCAACUUGAAGAUGACAACCGCCGCCUCCCAGACCCGCCCGACAAGCGACUCGACCCCGCCAUCGACGUCACCAACAUAAGAGUCAUUUAA